AUGGCCUCAGCCGCUGCCAGCCCUACUUUGGGGCCCAUCGAGCUAGAGUUCAUCUCUUACCUUAGCAUGAUUCCCUUUCAUCGAGCUGGUCAAAUCCUGGAUCUCUGUCCGUCCGACAUGUCAUUCCAUGAAUUCGCAACGUUAAUCAUGGAUGCUUUUCCCGACAACUACCUCGACAGAGGACGUCCAUUCGUUUCUGGCCAUCAUGUUGAAUUCGUCGAUGGUCGUCCGACUGCUGUUCCGGAGGAAGGGGAUCACCCCACAAUUGCCCCGAUGCAAACCCUUCCUGGCCCUUCUUACAAGCCCCGAGGCCGAGGUGCCCGUCCUCCUCCGAAGCAACUGCGGCCUCUGAACAGUUUCUUGGCUUUUCGUGGCAAGUACCAAAUUUACUCUGAAAUUAUCUUAUUCAAUACUAACAAAACACUAGCUUACAUUGCUACGGCACUACCUGCCAUUCCACAGAAGAAAAAGUCCAUACUCAUUGCGCAAUUUUGGAAGGACGAGCCCCACAAGGGUCAAUGGAGUCUCAUUGCUACGGCCUACACCACCGUACGGAACAACUUCGCUGUUUUUGAGUCCUCCGUUCCCACCUUCGCUGAUAUAGUUGCACGCAAUCUGUUUGGGUUCCCCCCGCUGAUCUCUAUCUCCCCUUGCUUGGGUGGAGGGUGA
Molecule: messenger RNA, 669 nt
Organism: Penicillium daleae
Lineage: Eukaryota; Fungi; Ascomycota; Eurotiomycetes; Eurotiales; Aspergillaceae
Exons: 1
Coding region: 1-669 (222 amino acids)
Biological process (GO): positive regulation of mating-type specific transcription, DNA-templated
Cellular component (GO): nucleus
Molecular function (GO): DNA binding, bending
Source: RefSeq, a predicted model, not a curated record